Molecule: messenger RNA, 2944 nt
Organism: Oreochromis aureus
Lineage: Eukaryota; Metazoa; Chordata; Actinopteri; Cichliformes; Cichlidae
Gene: rnf34a
Product: ring finger protein 34a
Exons: 8
Coding region: 173-1309 (378 amino acids)
Biological process (GO): protein K48-linked ubiquitination; negative regulation of extrinsic apoptotic signaling pathway via death domain receptors; proteasome-mediated ubiquitin-dependent protein catabolic process
Cellular component (GO): plasma membrane; cytoplasm
Molecular function (GO): ubiquitin protein ligase activity
Source: RefSeq, a predicted model, not a curated record
CUGGCAGUAAUUAGACCACAGAAGCAGCAGUACAGCGGCGGUGGACUGUGCUCGGCAGUUGAUUUCAUUACAUUACGUUUAGAGAAGAUACUUCAUCUAAAUAAGCGACGCUACACAUUGCAAUGGUUACACUGGCAGUCUCUUUUGUCUUGGUAGACACGCCGGAGUUGCAAUGAAGGCAGGGGCCUCUUCCAUGUGGGCUUCAUGCUGUGGUCUGCUGAAUGAAGUCAUGGGUACUGGGGCCGUCAGAGGCCAGCAGCCAGGGUUCGGGGCCGGUGCUGGACCCUUCAGAUUUGCCCCCAGUGCGGGAUAUUCCACUUACCCGCCCACCAGCUCAGGGAGUCCCAGUCUUGUAUGCAAGGCCUGUGGUCAGGCCUUCUCAGUCUUCAGGAGGAAGUAUAUUUGCUGCGACUGCAAGAAGAGCUUCUGCUCUCUGUGCUCCGUGCUUCAGGAGAAUUUACGCAUUUGUGCCACGUGUCAUUUGCUGAAGGCGACGGCCUUUCAGCGGCCGCGGCUCAUGCGUCUCCGAGUGAAGGACCUGCGUCAGUACUUGCUGCUGCGUAACAUCCCCACCGACACCUGCAGGGAGAAGGAAGAUCUGGUGGACUUGGUUCUCUGUCACCAAGGAAUCGAGGAAGAGGAGGACCCCGACAUGACCAGCCUUCAGUCACGUUCCCUGUACACUCCAACCCCUUCUACCACACAGUCUGCCUCUGAGCUGUCUGCGUUCGCUGCCUCUCAGGAGGAAGCGCUCAGCAGGAGCGAUAGCUCUGACACCAACCAGGAUAUGGGGGACGGUACAUCAGUGUCUCUUCUCAACUUGGAUCCCAGUGAAGACACUCCUGAGGUUAGUCCUCAGACUCGACGUUGGGCCAGAGCAUCCCUCUCAGACAUCUCCAGUUUACGGGACAUUGAGGGCCUGUCUGUCAGGCAGCUGAAAGAGAUACUGGCCAGGAAUUUUGUCAACUAUUCAGGGUGCUGUGAGAAGUGGGAGCUGGUGGAGCGUGUCAGCAGACUUUACAGGGAGACUGAAGAGAACAGGAAAUCAUUGGAAAAUGUGAGCAGCACUGUAACCACAGUGAUGACCUUCCCCCCUCCCAUCUGCAAUGGUGCCAUUGGAGAUGGGGAGAACUGUCCACUGACGAUUCACGAUGACAACCUCUGCAGGAUCUGCAUGGACGCCAUGAUCGACUGCGUCCUCCUGGAGUGUGGACACAUGGUCACUUGCACCAAGUGCGGCAAGAGGAUGAACGAAUGCCCGAUCUGCAGGCAGUACGUCGUGAGGGCUGUGCACGUCUUCAAAUCCUAAUGCACCUCUGCAGCACCACUGCACCUGCUUCAGACUGAGACUGUACCUUAACCUCAACAAUGCAGCUCGUAACCUUCGAAUCCCCGAAAGACUCAGUCUGUGGAUGUUUGUAUUCCCUGAGGUCUCACUUUAUUUGCACAGUGAAAUCUUAAGAAAUGUCUUUCUGAAAAAUUUUGACUAUUUGCUUUUACUAGUGGGCAGAGCGUAAGAACGUACCCUCCAGCGAGUCAUUCCUCAAGUUAACAUAUCUUCCGUAUCUGUGUUUAUUCUCAAACGUCUUAAUGUUUUUCUUACAGUUUUUCAAAGCAAAGAAUGUGCGGCACGAGCCGCGUGCAGUCUCGUUAAACACAACGCUUCACCCUCAGAUCUGCCUGUAAACUGUAGCUGGUUCUCUACUCUGCUGGGCAUUCCUGAGAGCACCUCACUUAACAACUGCUGCAAGUGACUACAUAUCUUCAUGAGGGCGAGGGCACACGCUGAAGCUCGACAUAGGAGAGUGUGAACUAGGUGCCAAAUAAUGCGUCAUGCCCUUAUGCUUCUCACCUUUUUUUCCCUCCCUUCAGCUGUGAGGGUUAGUGUUUGGAUUGUUGAUUCCUCAGCAUGUUUGACCAGAAAGCACUUUUCUUCACAACUGUGUGUUGACUCACUGCUCGCAAGCGACCUAAUAGUAGUUGAGUUAAUGCGUACUAAUCUUUGAGCUGUUUGUGUUCAAAGCUGCUGUGAUUUUUCAGAUGGAGUUGACAUAUAAUUGUUCUGUUCACUUAUUUUGUUACAUAACUACUUGUAUGCAUUACACAUUUUAAAUGAUCACACAAAGUCUGUCAUUACAGCAAUAGCUAACCUCCGCUUUCACCUCUUGAUUUGUCUCUUUAGUGGAGGCAAAGUACGAAAACCGGUGCUAACUCAUCCAACCACCUUCCCCAACCACCUCCCGCUGAACUGUGGAUGUGAAACUGAAUGUUUUUUUUGUUUUGUUUUUAUUUGUCGUGUAUCGUUGAGAAUGGAAUGAAGUGUCUUAACGAGUUGAGUUUUCUCAUGUAGGAGUAAUGUAUUGAACUAACUAUUCAAAGAUAUAACUAUGAGUUUACUGACACCUGUGAUAUAGGAAGUAAAUAGAAAUUAAUGACUUGCUGAUGUAUAUUUGCAUAUAUGGAUCCAUAUGAGAUGUGUAUAUAUCUAUUUUUUUUUUUUUUUUUUUUUUUUUUUUAAAUUUGAUUGAAGUGGCCCAAGGAUUGGGUUCAGUUUAUAUUUAGAGGUUUACAUUUUUCCUGUCAGGUGAUUUAAAAUGUGUUUAAUCUGCAUUAAUUUGCUUGAACCAGAGCAUGACACUCGGCUUUAUUACACCAGAUAGGUCAUAUCCUACUCCUUAGAUCGCCCCUACCCCUUAAACAAAACCUCUGCUUUUAUUUUCCCACAAUACCCUGCUCUUUCACAAGUUUUGCGCUCUGUACUGUAACCCACAAAGUCAAAAUUGCUGCUAUUACAGUAAAGAUGUCCGCUACAGUCAUGCACAGUAGCGGAUCAGGUUGCACUUUUUUCCUUUUACAGAGGGUGUAAUUGUGUGCUAGGUUUGGUCUUUGUAUUUGGGAAUGUUGAACUUUUUAUUUUGGUAAUUAAAAUUUCAAUUGAAAUCUA